Paramecium tetraurelia is the source of this 384-nucleotide messenger RNA. RefSeq lists its product as uncharacterized. The record is from RefSeq and is a predicted model, not a curated record. Lineage: Eukaryota; Ciliophora; Oligohymenophorea; Peniculida; Parameciidae. The transcript has a single exon.
AUGGAAAAUCAAAAAUAAAUUACUUUCAAAAAGGUUUGUAUAAAUUCUUCAAGCAAAUGGGAAGAUACUUGGUAUACCCGAAUACUGUAUUGGGAUAAGGCUAAAGGUACUUUUAUGAAAAUGAAAUUGCAAAUUUUGCUUACUAAAAACAAGGAAUUAAUAUAUUAAGCAUUUUCAGGAUAUUUUUUAAGAAUGUAAAUUUAUGCAUUCAAACUUAGUGAUUUAGUUGAAGAAAUUUUAUUCUUACCCUAAAUUACUACAAAUUUAGAAUAAUUAAAAUUUCUACGAUGGCAUGGUUUGAUUGGAUAGGAUAACUAAAGGAUAGGAAAAUGGACAGCAACUUGGGAUGGGGAGAUUAUCGCUUAUGUUGGAGGAGUGUACUGA